AUGGCUACUCACAGUAGCCCUUACUCGGCUCAGACCAACGGGUCUUACACCGACUUCUCCCCCACUACCAAUGCCACUGCCUUCUCUCCAGAGAUUGUGCGAGGUACGGCUGGUCAAGGUUUCAAAGGUCCGCCGCAGUUCGCCGGCACGAACAACCAUCACGGUGCCGUUGUCCAGCAUGGCAAUUGCAACAACAGCUACGAUCCGUUCCACUCCAGCCGCCCACCUUCGUAUGACUCCAUCGUCCCGAACAAAGGCCUCUCCGCAUCGGCGAACGCGUUUCGUCCAACGUCCUCUCAGCCGGCAGCUCCUGUAUCAUACCUGACCAAAGACUCCGUCCCAGACGACUAUGGCUUCGUCCAGUUCAACAGGAACCAUGGACAUUCUUCACGGCCCGUCACCUCUGGCAGCUCCGGUGCCAUUGGAUCGCGUCCUGCAACCUCCGGCACGUCGGCCAACGUCGGCUCGCGUCCAACUUCGUCAUCGACAAAUGGCCUUGUCCAGGGGCUGACCACGAGCACUCACUUCGGCGGUAACGUGAAGAUCAGCCGCUACGUUAAGAUCACCGUGUCAAAGCAGGAGCUAUCGUCGGGCCAAGCGGAAAUGCUGUUGAAACAGCGGCCAUCCUUCAAGUCUUGCAUCAACAUUGUGAAGCGCGUCCUGAUCCAAGGCGAACUGUAUUUCGCCUUUGACACCAUCAGCUCGGCACAAGAGGCUGCGGACGACGUAGCGCUCAUUCGCGGCGGAGAAUGGCUCAUCGAGUUUAUCACCCUGAGGGACUUCUCCUUGGUCUCUCUUAACCGCCCUGAUUGUAUCGACGAACUAGAGGGCCAGGUCAUUCUCUGGGCUCACGGCCCGUUCGAGGUGGUGCAAAACGAGUUCCUCCGCAUCCAGCAGAUGCUGUAUGACCGCGCUGCGUCAUACGGCAAGGUUCUGGGCCGUAUUCCUCUUGCAAGCGACAUCCCCAACCAUUGGGAGCAAGAGGUCUUGGGGAAGGGACUCCUUGUCGAGUUCGACUCCCUCUCAGAUGGGAAGCGCUUCUUCAAUGCGCACAAGGAUGCGAUUUACGAUGGUUGUCUCUGGAUUGCCGCCGAGCUCCCAGGCGGCCCACGCCCAUUGGUUCGUCAUGCCGCGCCGCGCCAUCACCAUGACACUGAGGAACACGCAAACAAUCGCGACAACCGCAUCGAUCUUAGGCGGAUCCAAGCUGGGCAAGAUGUGCGCACCACGGUGAUGCUGCGCAACAUUCCCAACAAGAUGCGUCGUGACGAGCUCAAGGGCCUACUGGAUGAAAAGGUACGCGGUCUUUACGACUUCAUGUACCUUCGAAUGGACUUCGAUAAUAGCUGCAAUGUCGGCUAUGCAUUCAUCAACUUCGUCAGAUCCGAGGACAUCGUCACGUUCUUCAAGGCCUUUUCCGGCAAGCCGUGGCAGGGUCAGGCCUCCAACAAGAUUGCCGAAGUCUCGUAUGCCACUUGCCAGGGGCGCGAGGGACUCAUUGCCAAGUUCCAGAACAGCGGUGUUAUGUUGCAGUGGCCGAUGUACCGCCCGAUGUUGGUCUACACGAAGUACGAUGCGCUCGGAGAUGAGAUGAUUUCUAAGGAGGAGCCCUUCCCCCCGCCCGACAAUAUCGUCAAGGUGAUGAGGUCAAUGGAUUCAAUCCAGCAAGUCGGUCUGUUCCCGCCCAAUGAGGGCAAUCGUCGCGGUACACGUCAACGGCACCAAGGCCCGUUUGAUGCUGGCACCCCCCGUGCCUUGACAUACCAGGGUCAAAGCGCUCACCAAGGACGCGACCACGGUGGUUGUGGUCACUCUCCAAGACGCCGCUCUCCAAGACGGUUCAAUGGCCAUGCUGUACAGCAAUACGGCACGCAGGCCUACACGGCUCCGGCUAACCACGGGUAUCAGCAGCACCAGGUUGUCCAUCACUUCGGGCCUCGCCAGUUCGAACACACGAACGGUGCCAUGCAAUACCACCAGCAACGCGUCAUGGAUGGCCACUACAACCGCUUCGACAACUACCACCAUGGCAACCAUUAUCCCGGCAACCACCAUUACGGCUGGCACUGA
Messenger RNA from Coniosporium apollinis CBS 100218, 2070 nucleotides. RefSeq lists its product as uncharacterized. The record is from RefSeq and is a predicted model, not a curated record. Gene Ontology annotation, molecular function: RNA binding. Bases 1 to 2070 code for a protein of 689 amino acids. The transcript has 7 exons. Lineage: Eukaryota; Fungi; Ascomycota; Dothideomycetes.